This is a messenger RNA of Ostrinia furnacalis (Asian corn borer), 1619 nucleotides long. RefSeq names its product protein embryonic gonad. The transcript is spliced from 2 exons. The record is from RefSeq and is a predicted model, not a curated record. Gene Ontology annotation, molecular function: zinc ion binding; sequence-specific DNA binding; DNA-binding transcription factor activity. Bases 1 to 1089 code for a protein of 362 amino acids. Lineage: Eukaryota; Metazoa; Arthropoda; Insecta; Lepidoptera; Crambidae. Gene Ontology annotation, biological process: regulation of DNA-templated transcription.
AUGCGACUAAUAGCGAUGCUGUCGCUCGUUUACGAAACUCGCGACAAAAAGUCGCUGUGGGCGAGGGACCUAACAUUCUACGUGACCUGGGACAUGUUUUGUGUUGACGCUCUACGGAUAAAACAGUCUCCAGGAAUGUUUUCCAGAAAUAUAACGCAUGAUUCGUUCUUCGGGCGGACGUACAACAACCUGUCGUCGAUAUCGGAAUGCAAGAAUAACGGCGAGUGCGUCAUCAACAAGAAGAACAGAACGGCGUGCAAGGCCUGCAGACUACGGAAAUGCCUUCUAGUGGGCAUGUCCAAGUCCGGCUCGAGAUACGGAAGAAGAUCCAACUGGUUCAAAAUCCACUGCCUGUUACAAGAGCAGCAGCAGCAACACAUCCAGCAACUGCAGACGAGCAAGUCACCCCCCAGGUUCAAUUCCUCUAUAAAUCCGUCCUUUCUGCCGACGAAUCUGUUGCCAGCUUCCGCAUUAGCUGAGUACUACAAAAAUUCUGAGAAGAACCACUUCACAGAGGACGUGACGCGGCAAAGCGUGUCGCCGUCCGAUUCUGGAGCGUCGUCAGCUGAUCCAGAAGAUGACAACAGUUCGAGAAGUACAAGCGGCUUGAGCAUCUUUAGACCUGCUUCGUCUCCGUGCAGCGAAAAAGACGUGAGAUUACAAGCGAUAAGGAACCAAACGAGGGACGUCAGGAAACGGAAACCUUCAACUCUACCGCCUUCCCCGUUUGGUCCAGUAUCAGCUACUCCGAGUUUUUCGCCGCGCACAGGUCCAUUUUUACCAACUCCGUUGCAAAAUUUGAGACCGAUACCACCUGGUUUGGCCACAUGGCCCAACCGAAACGGUGGUGACUUGCUCCUGCAUUCGCCGGCCGUCGCAGGUGUUGCCAUAGAUCAAGACCAACCCAUAGAUCUAUCGAUUAAAUCCACUGCUGUUCUAUUUAGAAGUCCUAAGAACGAUGAAGUUAGCGAUUCGGAGCCCGAACUAAGUAUCGAUUUGAGCGAAGAAAAUGGCAAAGACAUAAUGAAGAAUCCUCUGGAUCUGUCACUCGUCCCCAAGAGAACAGAAGAAGUGCCAAUGACAGGAUGAACUUAGUUUGUAAAGCGAACCGUGAGUCAAUACAGCCAUGUAGCUCGUUACUCUAUUUAUAUGUAAAUAACUUAGUCUAAUUUUUAUGAGACGAGUUGAUUUCUCUGCCAUACAGUAUUUAAGUAAAAUGUACAUUCCUUCUUCUUGAUUACCUGAUCUGACUACCAUUACGUAAGAGUUGUUAUUUUUUUUCUUUGUACAGUAGGGUAUUAAUUUAAAAGUCAUGUUGUGUCUAAGUAUAGAGUUGCAAUAAAUUAAACGCUGAAAGAGGCAGUCAAUCUGAAUGCGUGUCUGUUUCUAGCCGAGUGGCAUUUUGUUGCCUAUCUAAGCCUAAGGAAUUCACUGUGAAGAUACGUGAAUGUUUAUAGAAAUGCCAGUUCCAUGAGCCAGUGUGUUGUUUUACCAGUAUGUAGUUAUUUUUUUAAAGGGAUCAAAGGCCAGUUAGUUUGAAGCUCAAAAUUCUUAUGUACAAAUAUUUUUAAACUUGCGUUACUAUGCAAGACUUCUAUUAAGUUAAUUUGUAAGUACUU